AUCAAAUUAUGGUCUUGUAAACGUAAACAUUUAAAUUAUAGAACUGGAUAAGAUUCAUGUCUCAAGUCUGAUCAUAGUUAUCUUAUCAUACAAAAAUAAUAGACAUUAAAGGUUAACUUGGGGAAUGUCACUGACACAGUGGACUUGGAGGAUGGAAUCUUUCACAAGUAAAAUAUUCAGAAGAAAAAAGGGCCACAAAAAAAGCAUGAUCUCAGUAUAUGAAUGAAAAUCUGUUACUUAGGCUUUUAUAAGUUGAAAUUGAGUAACAUGCUUUCUGGCUCCAAAUGAACAUCCGUCUGCUUUAAAAGCCUAUAAAAAUGAAUAAUAAUUACAUUAGUGUACUUCCUGACAAACCCAUCAGCAACACAUGGCUCUUUCUAGCAGGGAAAUGAGUCUUCUUGUAGAUCUUGAACCACAUUACUCCGUGCUCAGCGUUUUCCCACUAAUGGAAUAGAAUUAGGCCUCUCUCAGUGUUGUUAUUGUUGACUAAAGCUACUAAAAAUCAUUUUUGGUCAUUGAAAUGAAGCCUAAAAUAAAAUAUUAGGUUAAAAAGUUAGACUUAAAAAAUGUUUGCCUUGGCAAAUAACUAUUAACUGUUAUAUAAUUUCAGCAAAAAAAAAAGAAAAAAAGAAAGAAAGGCAAGGUGAUACAAAGUGGACAGGUAACAGUUAAGAAUGUAAAAUUUUGGACAGUAGGACUAUUUAGAGAUAGAAAUGUGCACCCUAAAACUUUAUUCUCUUCUAAUAUUGUACUAAGAAGGCUUGGUUAUCUUCUAAUCAAAAACAACUGUAGACUACUUAUGAAGUCCUGGUGUGAAGGAUUUCCAACGUCCCCAGCAGCGUAUGAAGUAGGCGGAGCUUCGGUUGCCGCUGAAAUGAACGGCGCUCUGAAGCGCGCGGAGUCCAGGCACGCGUCGCUACAGACGCACCUGACGACAACGGUCGCCGCUCGCGCUGUGAUGAUGUUACUCCAGGUCUGACAGCAAAACUGGUCUUCACACGCGCUCACUCGCAUCACUUCACCAUGCAGACCUGCUUCUGCACUCAGCUGUCUUAUUUUAUGCAGGAUAAUACAGCAAGCCCAGCCAUCCAAUCACCUAAUAAGGAUCUGUUGGACUUUGCCACAGGAGAGUGUCAGUCAUCUGUCCCACAUGAGGUGUCAGAGCAGACAGAUCUCUCUCUACAGCUGCCACAGCUUCAUGCCACUCUCAGGAGAAAGCAAGAGGAGAUAUCCACCCUGAUGGUGGCGAAUGCCCAGCUGAGAAGUCUGGCUAAACAGACUGAGCAUUACACUACAUUACUAGAUGCUUCGUUCCAGAGAGACUUAGUCUCACACUGUACCUCGGUGAGUUCAACAGAGGACCAUUCUUCUGAACACUCCUGGAUCUCUCUGCUGACACAGGAAGAGCCAUCGGAUCCAUCUUCCACAGCUAUAACUAACUCCACCACUGCUGACACACAAAGCCCAACAUCAGGGGUCAAGCGGCAGCUGUGGUCCAGCUGGAAUGAGCUUCUCUGUGAAGAUGCUGAGGACUGUCCGUCAGGUUCCAAGCGGCUCAGUCUUGAUAAUGAACUUGUACAGGUAGACUUGGAGCAUCUGAAGGCCCAGCUGGACCAGGAUGAACGGGUUCCUCAACAACUAAUAGAAGAUUCAACGCUGACUCAGAAUCAAAGCCUGGAGAUGUCCUCUGAAGGACUGAUCGCACAGAGGAAGAACAUAUUUGGGUCUUUCCAUGGACUUCGGGUGGUUACGGAAACCCCAUCCAUCAAGUCUGAUCUGAACAUGAACGGUGAAGUUGUGUGCUUCAAGACCGCAAUCAGAGACCACAAUACAGUAAAGACAAAGGUUUUCCCACAUGGAAAAGCAUUCACUUCUCACACACCAAGUGGAUCUUGUCGGUUCCUUUGGGUUCCUAAUGAGCACUGAACAGAUGUAUGAUUCAAAGAGUAUUCCAUGUUUACACCAGCCAGUCCUUAUUUGAGAAAGGCUGCUUCUGAAUUCCCACACCUUCAUAGUAUGUACUGAAUUCUGUGAAGAACUACUCAGCCAUUGGUCAACCAUAAGGCCCAUUUACACCAAGAACGAUAACUAUAAAGAUAAGUAUAACGAUGACUAUAUUAGCGUCCACACCAACAGACAAUAUCGUUGUUUAUUGUAAGUGUGCGCUGCAGUUUUGUCUUCUGCCAUUUUAAAUGCUCAGGCUCUUUAAAGCAGGAUGGAUUCAUCAGCUGGAAAACAAUUUGUGAAAGUGAUUCCAACAAUAUUGUUCCUUUGUGCUGUUAUAUCUUUAUCAUUAUAGUUAUCGUACUUAGUGUGAACAGCUUUAGCUCUUAUAAAUAAAAGUUCUUUAUUGACAUCUAUAGUUCCAUGAAGAACCUUUAACAUUCAUGGAACUUUUCCAUAACAUAAAGAUUCUUUAUAGUGGAAAAAUGUUCUUCAGAUUAUUAAAAUAUUCUUCAUACUGUCUAAAAGGUUCUUUGGGGAACGAAAAAUGGUUCUUCUAUUGCAUCGCUAUGCAAAGCCCUUUUAGAAGCUUUCAAUUCCUGAUGAGCAAAAUGAAAAACAGUCCCAUCCUACAUUUAUUCUUGUUCAAGAAGCAGUUUCACUUAGAUAUAUAUGUCACAAGAGGGAAGAAAAGACUAUUUCAACUUCUGUUUUAUGCCGACUUUAAGAGUGUAUGCUGGUAAUUCGUAGUAUGUAUACAUUCCCGGACACACUAUAUCCGUCAUCAGAGUUUUACUCGGAUGUUCUUUGACCUGCGACGUAUUAGCAAAAACAAUUUAACCACAAGGACUU
Messenger RNA from Ctenopharyngodon idella (grass carp), 2796 nucleotides. RefSeq names its product multicilin. The record is from RefSeq and is a predicted model, not a curated record. Gene Ontology annotation, cellular component: nucleus. Gene Ontology annotation, biological process: negative regulation of cell cycle; negative regulation of DNA replication. The transcript has 5 exons. The coding region runs from base 1024 to 1926 and encodes 300 amino acids. NCBI's taxonomy places the organism in Eukaryota, Metazoa, Chordata, Actinopteri, Cypriniformes, Xenocyprididae.